Archocentrus centrarchus (flier cichlid) is the source of this 3659-nucleotide messenger RNA. It is a transcript of the gene mecp2, whose product is annotated as methyl CpG binding protein 2. Gene Ontology annotation, molecular function: double-stranded methylated DNA binding; methyl-CpG binding; chromatin binding. The record is from RefSeq and is a predicted model, not a curated record. Lineage: Eukaryota; Metazoa; Chordata; Actinopteri; Cichliformes; Cichlidae. Bases 88 to 3321 code for a protein of 1077 amino acids. Gene Ontology annotation, cellular component: heterochromatin; nucleus. The transcript has 6 exons. Gene Ontology annotation, biological process: negative regulation of transcription by RNA polymerase II.
AUGGAGUCGGAGGGGGCGGGGUGCAGCAGGAGGGAGCAGAGAUGUUUGGAGCUUUUUUUUAAUAUAAAAUUAUUUAUUUAAAUAAAAAUGGCCGCCGUGGAGAGCGGAGAGGAGAGACUGGAGGAGGGGCAAGAAGGUGAUGAAGGGCCAGUUGAACCCCAGCCCCCAAUGAAGGAAAAAGGCAGGUCCCACAGCAAGACCAAGAAACCCCGAAGGGAACGUCGUCAUGCUGACCGAGGGGCAGAGACCACAGCCUCAGCUACAACUUCAACAGCAGGGCAGCAGCCACAGACAGGGGCGGAGCCAGAGACUGAGAUGUCGGAGCCAGUGGCCGGUCCGUCAGAUCCAGGGUCAGAGUCUGCAGGCGGUAGUGAGUCUGCAGGAUCUUCUAGGCAGCGGCGCUCAAUCAUCCGGGACCGAGGGCCUCUGUAUGAUGACCCAUCUCUGCCUGAAGGCUGGACCCGCAAACUGAAACAGAGAAAGUCUGGACGCUCUGCUGGGAAGUUUGAUGUCUACCUGAUCAACUCGGAGGGGAAGGCAUUUCGUUCCAAGGUGGAACUUAUUGCCUACUUCCAGAAGGUUGGAGACACAACAACCGACCCUAAUGAUUUUGACUUUACUGUUACUGGGCGUGGGAGCCCCUCCCGUCGUGAGAAGCGCCCACCCAAGAAACCAAAGGUGGUGAAACCAUCGGGGCGAGGUCGCGGGCGGCCCAAAGGCACUGGGAAGAUGAGGCAGGCUACAGAAGGAGUGGCAAUGAAGCGCGUGGUUGAAAAAACUCCAGGCAAACUGCUGGUCAAGAUGCCUUUUGGCAAGGCAGAGCCCUCCACUGGCACCACAACCACCACCUCAAAGGUAUCUCCUGCUCUGGUACCCAAGUCCCGUCCUGGCAGAAAAAGAAAAUCAGAACAGGAACUUCCACCUCCACCACAGACUGCCCCCAAGAAACGGGGCAGGAAACCAGCGUCAGCCUCCACAGCAGCAUCAGUUGCCACAGCAUCCACCUCCUCUGCAUCAGCCUCUGGUAGCUCAGCAGCAGGAAGCUACGCUGCAGCUGCCAUCUUGGCUGCUGAGGCCAAACGGAGAGCAGCUAAGGAGUCUUCCACCAAACCUGUUGUCCAGGAAACAGCUCUGCCAAUCAAAAAACGAAAAACGAGAGAGACAGUGGAGGAGAGGGAGAGUGUUCAGACUCCAACGGCUACAACAUCUGAGAGUGGAAAGACGGCCACUGCCGAGGAGGAGAGCAGUACAACGGGAGGAGCUCCAAGCUCAGAGCCUCAGCCCGCCCCCUCUGAGCCGAGCCAGUCACAAUCACAGAAGCAGCCUUCUGCUUCAGAUGACAGCCAACCACACGGACACAAGACACAUAAAGGGCGGAAGCACAAGGACAAAACAGGAGAAGCAACAGGAGAUGGUGUAAUGAGAGGGGAAGAAGCAGGUGAAGAUGUAAGUGAUAAAGGAGGAGAGGGGGGAUUAGGUGGAAGGGGUAGCAGUAGCAGCAGUAGCAUUAGUCCAUCAAAAAGCCACAAAAGGAAGGAGCGAACACCUCACAAGCACCACCAUCACCACCACCAUCACCACCACCAUCACCAUCAUCGCCACCAACAGUCCUCUGUCUCAACAUUGGAUGAACCUCCUCCUCCUCCUCCUCCAGCCUCUGGACACCCAGCACCUUCUAGCCAGUCCAGGCCUGAAGUCGAGCCUCAGACUGUGCCUCAGCUCACCUCUCAACAGUCACAGCACACCCAGCAAGCUCUUCCCAGACCACAGUCUAAAUCUGCGCCUCAGUCCCUGCCGGAACCUCGAAAUCCUACCCCACAACCACGUCACCAGCCCCAGUUUCCCCACGAGUCCCAAGCCCAGAGUCGUUACCCAGCACCCCAGUCUUCUCCUACCCGACAUGUCCUGACACAACCACGGCCCCAACAGCCCCCAUCCCAAACCCACAGUCAGACUCAGGCUACCAACCAGAAAGCCCCAUCACAAUCUGUCCAUUCCCCAACCCAGCACCGAACCCAGGCUCAGCAUGCUCCACCUCAGUCACACCCUCCUCAGUCCCCCUCCAUCCUACACGUCCAUUCACACCAAACAAGGCAUCCACAUCCACAAAGCACAUCCCCUACAACACCUCAACCUCAAACCCAGUCAAGGCACCCAUCUCAACUCCAAACCCAGCUAAAACAGCAAUCUCAACCCCAGCCCCGACAGUCGCUUCAGCCUCAAAUCCAAUCCCAGGCCAGGACCCCAACUCAAGCUCAGAGUCAGUCCCAAUCCAGAUCUCCAGCCCAACCUCAGUCUCAGUUGCAGCCCAGAACCUCUGGCCAAACACAGCCUCAAAGCCAAUCCAGAACCCCAGUCCAGAUGCAACCUCAACCCCUGUCCAGGACCCCAGCCCAGGCACAGUCAACACAACAGUCCAGGGCCCCUGCCCAAAUGCAGUCGUCACCCCAUGCUAGGACCUCAGUCCAAACUCAGCUUCAACCCCAGUCCAGGACCCCAGCCCCAACUCAGUCUCAACCUCAGUCCAGAAACCAAGGUCAAAUGCAGCCUCAAUCCCAGUCCAGGACCCUAGCCCAAAUGCAGCCUCAAUCCCAGCCCAGACCUCAAACCCAAAUGCAGCCACAACCACAGCCCAGAACCCCAGCCCAACCUCAACCUCACCUGCAACCCAGGCACCAAGUGCAACCACAGACAAGGCACCCAUCGCAACAUCAAGUCCAGACUCAAUACAGACCGCAGUCCAGUCAGUCUCUCUCCCAACCUAGGCCGCCCCAGUCCCAAUCCCAGUCCCAAGCACAACCACACUUUCAGCGGAUUCAAUCACAGCUGCGCACCCAGUCCCACUCUCAGCUUACCAGGCCACAUGUGCAGCACCUCUCAUCCAGCCGACCAUCUUCCAGCCUAACCAGGACCAACCUCGUCCCUGCUCAGCAAAACCAGAGCGAACAGCCCCAAGACCUAAGCACCACAAGACCGGGCAGAGGGAGCCUGAUCUUAAGCCGGGAGGUCAGCAUGGAAGGUGUUAGGACAGAGGGGAGAGAGGAGUCAGCCAUGCCAUCAGAAAGCAGAGAGGUUUUAGGAGGAGACAGAGGAUCAAACAGCACCUCAAGGCCUCCCAGCUCCAUGCCUCCUGGACCUCCUGGAGUAGCCGGAGCCGGUCACGUGCCUGGGGCAGAUGGUAGGGCUAGGCUCCGGGCAGAGCCGGAGGCAGCAGGUGAGGGUAGGGAGCUCAGAGACAUCGUCCCACAGUCUGCUGUUCCCUGUCCAAGCCGAGAAGAAACCGUAGAGUCACGGACUGCCGUCAGUGAAAGAGUCAGCUGAUUGGUUGGACUGAUGAACAGGCCGACUAACGAUAGCCUGAUGGACUGAGUCAGCACCAGGCAGAAGAGGAGUAUGACUGGGAUGUUCUUGGUAAUGUUUUUACACCGUUUUGAGAUAGAAGGAAAGCGUGGCACAGAGCUGGAAGGACUGUCGCAGCUUCUUCUCUGUUUGAUUCUGUCUGGAGACUCUGUAAAGUUCUGGAGUUGAAAAUCAACCUGGCGCUGAGGGACAGCUCAAGAGGAGAAUGGAUAGUGUCUUUUUUUCUAGGAAAAACAAAUGAAAAGGAAAAACCGAUAAAAAAGUGUGUGUGUAUAUAUAAUCAAAAGGCAGCUGUUGUG